UACACACACACACGUGUAUAUACGUGUGCGGGUGGAGAUACUAUGUGGAGACACUGCUGGAGACGUGUCCAGUAUCAACGUUUUCCUGGUGGAGCAAUUUCCUGCAUACAAGUUGCUCAAGCCUCGACAAGUAGCCGGAGCUCGGCUGCUUACUGUCUGGACCUAGUCAGGAGAUUCGACCAUGAGCACUAUCUGUGCUGUCUGUUGCUGCCUCCAUGCUCCAGAGCUGCUAGCAUCACACUCAGAGCUCUCAAUGUUGAACUGGCCCAGGUGAAGGAUGUGGUGUCAGAUAAGAGGAUUGGUGAAAUGAGAAUCCAGUUCUGGAGAGAUGCCAUAGACCUUGCCUUCAAGGGUACUCCUCCACAGCAUCCUGUGGCCAAAGAGCUCUCUCUGGCCAUCCACAGACACCAACUAUCAAAGCACUGGCUGACAAGGCUACUGGAUGCCAGAGAGAGGGAACUGGGAGUGAGUACAUACCUGACUACCAGCGACCUGGAACAUCAUGCCGAGUGGACCUCCUCAUCUCUGCUUUACCUCACCCUCCAGACACUUGGGGUUGAGGAUGUGAGCAGUGACCAUGCAGCCAGUCAUGUUGGUAAGGCAGAGACCAUCACUACUCUACUCAGAGCUGUGCCCUAUCACCUCUCCAGAAGAACUGUCCUCAUCCCAAUGGACAUCAUUUCUAGA
Messenger RNA from Geodia barretti, 687 nucleotides. The record is from the annotation of a GenBank genome assembly. Lineage: Eukaryota; Metazoa; Porifera; Demospongiae; Tetractinellida; Geodiidae.